AUGAGUUCCCACCAGCAGAAGCAACCAUGCACUGCACCCCCUCAGCUGCAGCAGCAUCAGGUGAAACAGCCUUGCCAGCCACCACCCUCAGAACCUUGUGCCCCCAAAACCAAGGAGCCUUGCAACCCCAAUGUUCCUGAGCCCUGCAACCCCAAGGUUCCAGAGCCCUGCCAGCCUAAGGCUCCAGAGCCCUGCCAGCCUAAGGUGCCUGAGCCCAGUCAGCCCAAGGUGCCUGAGCCUUGCCAGCCUAAGGCACCUGAGCCCUGCCAGCCUAAGGCGCCUGAGCCCUGCCACCACAAGGCACCUGAGCCUUGCCACCCCAAGGCACCUGAGCCUUGCCACCCCAAGGCACCUGAGCCUUGCCACCCCAAGGCACCUGAGCCUUGCCACCCGGUUGUUCCUGAGCCAUGCCCCUCAAAUGUCACUCCAGAACCGUAUCAGCAGAAGACAAAACAGAAGUAA
Molecule: messenger RNA, 462 nt
Organism: Microtus ochrogaster (prairie vole)
Lineage: Eukaryota; Metazoa; Chordata; Mammalia; Rodentia; Cricetidae
Source: RefSeq, a predicted model, not a curated record